AUGGUUUUUUUCCAAUUCUUGGUUGUGGUUGCAUCUGUAUGUAACGUGUUCGGUCAAAGACCUUACUUCGCCGGUUCUCGACCAAUUGGAUACCCAGAACUUGAAAACAAAACGACUACACCUGCUGAUGAAAUUGGAAAUCGAAUUGGCGAUGGAACCACACAAAGGCUGCCCGUAGAGGCCCUUGGCGACAGGGACCUAGUUGACAGACUCAGCAAGCUGCCGUUAGACAAGCAACCGUUCUGGUUCAUAAAUUGGCAAGUAAUAGAAGCCAAUAGACAGAAACCACAAACGUUUCCCUUGAGACCGAACCCAUUUGCGCAACCACCAACCAACGGUUUCGGAAAUCCUGUGAUAAGCAGUGCUAAUACGGGAGUAACAGAUGUGAAUUCUGGAACAAGUACUGACUUUGGUAACCGAAGUGGUGAUGCUAAUAUAAAUAACAGCGAAGUGAAAACGAACGGCUCCAGUGUAUUCACACCACAGUCACCAGUAACUAAGCCCAACUAUGAGAGUACCAUAAAACACUUUUUGCCUACAUCAAUAAGUGGAACGACAGGAUCAAAAAGAUUUGGCGACGGAACCACACAAAGGCUGCCCAUAGAGGCCCUUGGCGAUUGGGAGCUAGUUGACAGACUCAGCAAGCUGCCACUGGAUCAGCAACCGUUCUGGUACAUAAAUUGGCAAUCAAUGGAAGCCAACAGACAGAAACCUCAAACGAUUCCCUUAAGACCAAACCCAUUUGUGCAACCACCCACUAACGGAUUCGGAAAUCCUGUAAUAAGCAAUGCUAAUACAGGAGCAACGGAUGUGAAUUCUGGGACGAAUACUGAACUUGUUCAUUCCGUCAUGGCUUUUAUUCAAUUCUUGGUGGUGGUUGCAUCUGCAUGUAUCGUGUUCGGUCAGCGACCUUCCUUUGCCGGUUCUCGACCAAUUGGAUACCCAGAAUUAGAAAACAAAACGACUCCACCUGCUGAUGAACUUGGAAAUCGAUUUGGCGAAGGAACCACGCAAAGGCUUCCCGUAGAGGCCCUUGGCGACAGGGACCUAGUUGACAGACUCAGCAAGCUGCCGUUAGACAAGCAACCGUUCUGGUUCAUAAAUUGGCAAGCAAUAGAAGCCCACAGGCAGAAACCUCAAACGUUUCCCUUGAGACCGAACCCAUUUGCGCAACCACCCACCAACGGAUUCGGAAAUCCUGUAAUAAGCAAUGCCAAUACGGGAGCAACGAAUGUGAAUUCUGGGACGAGUACCGACUUUGGUAACCGAAGUGGUGAUGCUAGUAUAAAUAGCAGUACAGUGAAAAUGAACAGCUCCAGUGUAUUCACACCACAAUCACCAGUAACUAAGCCCAACUAUAAGAGUAAUAUAAAACACUUCUUGCAUACAUCAAUGAAUGGAACUACAGAAUCAGGAAGGACUUUUAUUCGUCAGUAUUGA
Parnassius apollo (apollo) is the source of this 1440-nucleotide messenger RNA. The record is from the annotation of a GenBank genome assembly. Lineage: Eukaryota; Metazoa; Arthropoda; Insecta; Lepidoptera; Papilionidae.